AGAGCUGCCAGCACCACGAUGGCUGCACCCACUCUGUGCUCCCCUCUGCUGUUCACAGCAGGCAUCAGAUCGUGCUGUUUCCAACUCCCCAAUUCUCCCCUUCUCUGCUUUUCUGUGCACAAGGAUGCAGUGUCCUACGUGCUGAGGAUUGAGGGGAGGCCGUACACCAUCCACCUGCAGCAGCAUGCCUUUUUAUCUGAUGAUUUCCAGACUUACAUGUCCAGCGAGAAGGGAUCUUUGCCCUCUGGUUCUGCCCACGUUGAGGGAGGCUGCCACUACUGGGGCUACAUCGAUGGCUUCCCCAGCUCAGCAGUGUCCCUCAGCACGUGCUCGGGGCUCAGGGGUUUGCUGCAGUUUGAGAACGUGAGCUAUGGCAUCCAGCCCCUGGGCUACGCCCCCGAGUUCCAGCACGUUCUGUACCGGGUGAGGGGGGAGCAGAUGGCAGCAGCCCCCCCUGGCCAGAGCCGCCCCCAGCCCGGGCUGCCAGCCUGGGACGUGCUGGCCCACGGGGAUGACGAGCCCCUCUCGGCCGCUGCACAAUCUCCCAAAUACCUCCCAGUGUACGUGGUGCUGGACAAGGCUUUGUACAACUACAUGGGAUCAGACCCGAAUGCUGUGACACAGAAGAUAAUCCAGGCCUUCAAUUUAAUCAACAAUAUGUUUAAUCCCCUUAAUGUCACCAUUGUGCUAUCCUCCCUGGAGCUGUGGGCAGAGGGGGAUAAAAUAUCCACAGCAGGGGACAUAGAUGACCUUCUCCAGCGAUUUUUACAGUGGAAACAGUUGUCUCUGGAGCCACAGGCACACAACAUUGCUUCUCUCCUAGGUGGCCCUGGUAUGGUCCCAGCUGUCCUGUGCCUGCCCCUCACCCGUGAAUUCAUGGCUCUGAACUCGGCCCCGGGCAGCAGGAGCAGGGCCGGGUGGGGGGAUCUGUGUCUGGAGCAGGGAUCUCUGCAAGGAACGCUCAGCUCUGCCAACUCAUCUCUCUGGUCCCUCCAGUACCACGGGAAUGUCACCCUGGAGUCCUUCUCUGUGCUCCUGGCACAGGUGCUGGGCCACAGCCUGGGCAUGAGCUCAGACAGCCCCCGAGGCUGCAGCUGCCCCGGGCGGGUCUGCAUCAUGAGCCCCGAGGCACUGCAUUUCAGCGGGGCAAAAGCCUUUAGUAACUGCAGCACCAGGGCCUUUGAGACGUUCCUGAAGCAGGGCAGGGGUCGGUGCCUGUUCCACAGCCCCCGCCUGGCGCUGUCCCGCCGGAGCGGCGCCCGCUGCGGCAACCGCGUGGUGGAGCCGGGCGAGCAGUGCGACUGCGGCACGGCCGAGGAAUGCCUGCAGGACCCGUGCUGCACUAGUAGGUGUAGGCUGAAGCCGAAAGCAAGAUGUGCCUCUGGAUUAUGCUGUAAAAAUUGUCAGUUCAAGCCGAGGAACUCUCUGUGCCGCCCGGCCGCCGACGCCACCUGUGACCUGCCCGAGCUGUGCAGCGGCUCCUCGGCCUCCUGCCCCGCUGACCUGUACCUGCAGGAUGGGCACGACUGCGGCCACGGCACCGGCUACUGCUACCACGGGCGCUGCCAGUCCUCAGACCUGCAGUGCAGGCAGUUCUACGGGAGAGAUUCAAAGAAUGCUCCUGUGGGCUGCUAUGAGGAGAUCAAUGGCCAGCGGGACAGGUUUGGGCACUGCGGGUUCAGGAGUGGACACAAGUUGCAGUCCUGUACUUGGAGGGAUCUCAGGUGUGGGAAGUUAAUCUGCACAUACCCAUCCCAAAGGCCCUUCUCCUCAGCUGCUGCCGCCGUGAUUUAUGCCCAAGUGAGGCGGCAUUUGUGUGUGUCUGUGAACUUCCUGAACGUACCAGCAUGGCAGGACCCGCUUCUGGUUCCUCCAGGAACAAAGUGUGGCUCUGGAAGGGUAAGGAGGUAUUUUGUAAUUUGUCACCCUCUGUCCGUGCUGGGAUCCAACUGUGACAGCAAAGCAAAGUGCCACGGCCACGGCGUGUGCAACAACAUGGGCAGCUGCCACUGCCACGCGGGCUGGCAGCCCCCCGACUGCCGGAGGAGGAGGCGCCCGGGGGGCAUCAGGGACAGCGCCCUGGAGGGAGGCCUGCAGCGAGCCCUGGAGGAUGGAGAGAUGGCCUGGCUGGUGCUGGGCUCCAGCCUGGUCCUGCUCGUGCUCACGGCGGCCCUGGGGCUCGGGCUGUGGCGGCAGCAGGUGCUGGGCCAGUGCGGGGGGGAGCGGCCAGCGGGCACCGACGGGUGA
Sturnus vulgaris (Common starling) is the source of this 2247-nucleotide messenger RNA. Lineage: Eukaryota; Metazoa; Chordata; Aves; Passeriformes; Sturnidae. The record is from RefSeq and is a predicted model, not a curated record.